Molecule: messenger RNA, 2864 nt
Organism: Xenopus laevis (African clawed frog)
Lineage: Eukaryota; Metazoa; Chordata; Amphibia; Anura; Pipidae
Gene: ptp4a1.S
Product: protein tyrosine phosphatase 4A1 S homeolog
Exons: 6
Coding region: 594-1115 (173 amino acids)
Cellular component (GO): plasma membrane; endosome; cytoplasm
Molecular function (GO): protein tyrosine/serine/threonine phosphatase activity; phosphatase activity; protein tyrosine phosphatase activity
Source: RefSeq, a predicted model, not a curated record
CGGAUCACCGUGCCCUACGCCUGGGAGACAGCAGUCUGCUAUAUGCGCCAUCACCGCCCGCCCCAUUGCUGUUCCAUCGACUAUUCUUAGGGACCGACUGUAUGAUUAAGAUACAAUCUUCAAUGAGUAAGCAUAGCCCUUUCUGUGGUGUUUUUGGUCACACAUUUAUGGAGUUUCUGAAGGGCAGUGGAGACUACUGCCAGGCACAGCAUGAGCUCUAUGCUGACAAGUGAACUCUAGAAGAAAUUCAUUACUACUCCAUCAAGAAACCCCCCUAAGAGCAGUCAGCCUGUACAAGAAGUGUUGGAUUAAAACUGAAUUUGACAGAGCACUUUGAUUAAGGGGCUGAAAUCUGGAUGGGGUAAAUCUCGGUGCACUGCAUUUCUUUUGCCUCAGUAUUACUGAUUUGAAGAUUUGCUGCUUCUCAUAAGGAGGUCCAUUUCGCUUCCAUCCAAGCAAGCACUGGGAAUCUUCACGUAGAGUGAAGUUUUCAGUUACAAGCAUAAUUUCUUUUGAUUAACUUUUUGUUGCCCCCAAACAAUUUUUUUUUUUUUUUUUUUUUUUUUUUACGUGCUCAUUUAAUACAAGUUAAAAUGGCCAGAAUGAACCGCCCAGCUCCAGUGGAGAUAACCUACAAGAACAUGAGAUUCCUUAUAACACACAACCCAACCAAUGCAACUCUAAACAAGUUUAUAGAGGAGCUUAAGAAAUUUGGCGUUACAACCUUAGUAAGAGUGUGUGAAGCCACUUAUGACACUGCUCUGGUUGAAAAGGAAGGAAUUCAAGUUUUGGAUUGGCCAUUUGAUGAUGGUGCACCUCCAUCCAACCAAAUAGUAGAUGAUUGGUUAAACCUUCUGAAAGUGAAAUUCCGUGAAGAGCCUGGUUGCUGUAUAACAGUUCAUUGUGUUGCUGGCCUUGGCAGAGCUCCAGUUCUUGUUGCUCUUGCACUCAUUGAAAGUGGAAUGAAGUAUGAAGAUGCAGUGCAGUUUAUAAGGCAGAAAAGACGCGGAGCCUUCAACAGUAAGCAGCUGCUUUACUUGGAGAAAUAUCGUCCCAAGAUGCGUUUACGUUUUAAAGAAUCCAACGGACACCGAAAUAACUGUUGCAUUCAGUGAAUUAGCAUUCCAGAAUACACUUCGGGGAAACAAAAAUGAAGACCUGUGCCGAUUUUGUGCUUCUAGUCCAUAUUUAUAGGUCAAGUGAAGCUUACUUAGUAUGAACAUGAGUAGGUCACAAUCCUAGUGGUACUGCGACUGCUGUUACUACAUAGAAUAAAAUUCCCGUAAUUGAGCUUAAUGCAUUUGCUUGUCUGUGUCCCUCCUUGUUACAAUCAUGCAAUGUUUAUGAUUUUUUUUUUUUUUUUAAAUCUCUGCAUUUUUUUCAAACUUUGCAAAUGCCAACAUUUUUAAUGUGUAGUUUUCCACAUCCUUCCUAACAGUUUUAAUAAUUCAAACUGCCACAAAUUAACAUGGGCAUUUGGUUCAUGAUUGGCUGGCUGCUCACUGUAUGUUUACAUCUUCUCCCACAUCAGUGGCGUAACUUGAUGUUGCUGGGCCCCACAGCAAAUUAAUUUUAGGGCCCCCAACAUAUCCAGUGUUUGUCCUGUUUUACUAAUAUAUGUUCAAAUUGCUCAUCAAUGAGAGCCUCAUGGGGCCCCCUGUACCUCCUGGGCCCCCCUGCAGCCGCAGGGUCUGCUUCCUCUGUAGUUACGCCCCUGCCCACAGUUUUUGUAAUAUCAAGAUUUGCUCAGCAAUGUUUUGCCCCACCUUUGUUUUCUGCUUCUUUUCGUGGAUUGCCAACCUAUGACUUGGUAGCCCUAAUACUAACCACCCUGGUUUAAUAUUUAAGCACACCAGUUAUCCUGUACAAGUUUUCGGACAAAGCCUUACAGUUUGAUGUUUGUACCCGUUAUAUGGAGGGCCUAAUAUGUGCUAUAUCCCCGUGCCCUAAUAGUCAAAUGUUGCCUUUGUCUUGUGCAGGAAGUAUAGAAUAUAACUGUUGUGUUUUUUUUUUUUUUGGUAAAUAUUUUUAAAAUGUAAAUUCUUAUCAUACAGUUUUUGAACGUAUCAUUUAUUUUAUUAUGAUACAUUUGGAGAAUUGCUGUUCAACAAUUGCUCUGUAAUUCCUUGAUUUCCCUUCCUAAAGUUCUGCUACUUCCAAGGCAGAGCUCAGUCUGUAUUUUGUAUGCUUUUUGAGCUGUGUAAGUUGAUAUUUGGACACUUGAUUUGUUUUAUUAUGUAAUUGAUAAAAAUGGUGGACUGUAUUGUUAGCGCAACCAUAUAUUUAUACUGUCUUGGAAAUGUGUGAUGUUAGUUCUGUGGGAGAAUAAGUUACCAGUGUUCACCAGCUUGUAAAUCUAUAGUAUGAGAGCUUAAACAUCAAAAUAAAGAGGGAAAAUAAAUGGCUAUUAUUGUAUGCAUUUGGAGUUGUACAUUCCUAUACCAUCCCUUGUUUAGCACCAUUUUACAAUGUUAAUUCUCCUAACAAAUCUUCAUUAAAAGAUACCUCACCCACAGCUUUGUAAGCCCACCACCUUUGUAAUGCAGUCUUACUGAUUUCUAGUACAGUAGUUUGGUUACUGAUUAUUUUUAUGGGGUCUAGACUACCAAGUUAUGGGGCCAAACCUCCAUUGAGAUUUGACACUGGGUAUUGACUACAGACUAAACACCGUUUAGCAUUUAUUGCUGUAGAUGUUGCUAGCAAUAUAAAAUAAUUGCAUAUAGAAUUGGAUGUUACCAUUUCUGUCUGUCACCCCUGGCCACAGCCAGGAUCAAGAAUGGUAGCUACAGGCUUAAAGGGGUUGUCUGUGCUUUGUACAGCUGUGUCCGAUAGUAUACCAGAAAUAAAGUGUUUGGUUUUUUACA